CUUUGUCUCUUCUUUUUUACUAAAUAAUUAAUAAAAGAUGGCAUUAAAGAUAUCAUUAGUUUUAUUAUUCGUUUUACUUUUAUCAAAAUCAUUGUUCGUUGACUCUUCUCCAAUGUUCAAACGUGAUGAUGAUGAAAAAUGUGGUAUUACUAAAAACUCAAGGGAACCAAAAGGUUUGCCAUCUAUUCUUAACCCUGCUGCCAAAUUUAAAUUCUUACUUUAUGCUGCGGGAGAUCAAAUAUAUAAAUGCAACACAACGACUCCUCAAAAAUCUUGGGAUUUAGUUGGACCCAAAGCUAAACUUUUUGUUAAUCCCCAAAAAGUCGUUGGAGAUCAUUACUUCCAACCAACUCCUGUUAACGGAGGUAGAGCUACUUGGAACUCAACACUUGAUUGUGAUCAUUCUAGUGUUAUUGGAAGAAUUAUUCAAACAUAUCCUGUUGAACCUGAAAAUAUUCCAUGGCUCUUAAUUCAAACAACUAAAAAUGAAGGUGAAAAUGGAGCUUUUAGUGAUGUCAAAUUUGUAGUUCGUACAAACACUAAAGGUGGCGUUCCUCCCCCAAUAGGAGAAUGCGGAAAUAAAUAUUCCAAUAAUGAAUUAUUCAAAAGCUAUUAUACUACUCAAUAUUGGUAUUAUCAUUAAUUAUGAUUUAUUACACAUAUAAUACUUAUACAUUCAUAGACAAUUUUUAUGAUUUAAUAUGAUACUAUGUCGA
Molecule: messenger RNA, 716 nt
Organism: Rhizophagus irregularis DAOM 181602=DAOM 197198
Lineage: Eukaryota; Fungi; Glomeromycota; Glomeromycetes; Glomerales; Glomeraceae
Source: RefSeq, a predicted model, not a curated record